Messenger RNA from Oryzias melastigma (Indian medaka), 1579 nucleotides. It is a transcript of the gene smyd5, whose product is annotated as SMYD family member 5. NCBI's taxonomy places the organism in Eukaryota, Metazoa, Chordata, Actinopteri, Beloniformes, Adrianichthyidae. The transcript has 13 exons. The record is from RefSeq and is a predicted model, not a curated record. The coding region runs from base 65 to 1318 and encodes 417 amino acids. Gene Ontology annotation, molecular function: histone H4K20 methyltransferase activity; protein binding.
AGAGGGCGCUGCUGCCUCUCUGAAACCACGGAUCGAGUUGGAAAGGUCAGAGUUCAUCAGAAACAUGGCGGCUCCCUUGGAUGACAUGUUUUCUCUGUGCGUGGACGCCGGUAAAACCGUCAGCAGCGUUGAAGUCAGAUUUAUAGACAAUCUAAAGGGUAAAGGUCUCUUUGCCAAACACAGCAUCAAGAAAGGAGACAUCAUUUUCACGGAGCGCCCCCUGGUGUCUGCGCAGUUCCUGUGGAAUUCUUUAUACAAGUACAAAGCCUGCGAUUACUGCUUACGUGCUUUGGAGACGGCGGAGGAGAACGCCAGGAGACUCAGCGGGAACCCCGCUCUCAUCCUUCCCCACCCUGAGCUGUGCCGCGUUCGCCCCGAGCUGCACCAAGCCUGCCCUCAGUGUCAGGUCCUGUACUGCAGCAGCGAGUGCCGACAGGCCGCGGCAGAUCAGUACCAUCGCGUUCUGUGUCUGGGUCCGUCUCAGGAGGAUCCAGAUCACCCCAUCAACAAGCUUAAAGAUGCAUGGAGGAGCAUGCAUUACCCCCCAGAGACCUCCAGCAUCAUGCUUAUGGCCAGAAUGGUAGCUGUAGUCAAGCAGGCUAAAGACAAAGCGCGCUGGCAGAAGCUGUUUUCCCACUUCUGCAGCCGGACUGCGAACGAGGAGGAGGAGAUCGCUCACAAGCUGCUGGGAGAGCAGUUCAGGGGGCAGUUGGCCUUGUUACAAAGUCUUUUUAGCGCAGCGCUUUAUGAUGACCAUCUCAACCGGUGGUUUCUUCCUGAGGGUUUCCGCUCUCUUUUCGCGCUGGUGGGAACAAAUGGACAAGGCAUCGGCACCAGUUCCUUGAGUCAGUGGGUUCAUGCCUGCGAUGCGCUGGAGCUUCCCGCCCAGCAGAGGGAGCACUUGGACUCUUUUAUCGACCAGCUGUACAAGGACAUUGAGAAAGAAACGGGAGAUUUCCUGAACUGUGAGGGCUCUGGACUUUAUCUGCUCCAAAGCUCUUGUAACCACAGCUGCGUGCCAAACGCAGAGGCCUCAUUCCCCGAAAACAAUUUCCUGCUCCACCUCUGCGCCCUCAGUGACAUCAACCCAGGAGAGGAGAUCUGCAUCAGCUACCUGGACUGCUGUCAGCGGGACCGAAGCCGACACAGCAGGCACAAAAUCUUGAGGGAGAACUACCUGUUUGCCUGUGCGUGCGUGAAGUGCGAGGCUCAGGCGGACGAGCUGGACGUGACAUCUGAGGAGGAAGAGGAAGAGGAGGGCGAGGCAGAGGGCGAGACAGAGGGGGACGAGAUGGAAGAAGAGAUGACAGAUGUUUAAUGAAAGCCCGGCGCAUCUCAAGAGGUUUUUUGCAGAUAUGAAGCCAACAGGAACAAAAGAGCACUUCCAAAGACCCAAACGUGGCCAGAGCCGCCCCGGCGUCUGGGCCAAGUCCUGCCAGCAGCACGCCUCACUCCUGCUUUGUUUUAGAGAUCAGACGCCGACAUGAAGCACGAGCCGUGGACUAAUGCUUUGGAUGCUCCACAAGUUUGGAGGCUUUUACUGUUUGUCCACAAACAAAUACAUAAAUAAAAACUUUGC